Molecule: messenger RNA, 830 nt
Organism: Effrenium voratum
Lineage: Eukaryota; Dinophyceae; Suessiales; Symbiodiniaceae
Source: the annotation of a GenBank genome assembly
AAGCUGCUCAGAGUUCAGAAGUAGAGCUCCUUUGUGCAUAUUCCUUGGCAGCUACGCGGUCAGUCAAUGAGCAGUGAGGCAGCUCAGUACCAUGUCAAGUUCAUAGGGAACACUUCGGCGGAAGGACAUACCACUUAUGUCAUCAAGGUCACCAAUUCAGAUGGCGCAAGCUGGAACGUUCAGAAGCGCUACAGGGAGCUGCGGGAGCUGCAUGACGAGCUGAAGCUGCGGUAUCCAGAGAACCUGCCCCAGUUUCCGGCGAAACGGUUCUUUGGCAACAACGAUCCCGCUUUCAUCACCUCGCGUCAGGCCGCGUUAGAACAAUACCUCCUGGGAGUUCUGGCGUUGGAGCCGGAGGUGAAGACGCUCGUCUUGCGGCAGUUCCUCGGAGGACCACCUCUGUCUGCGGAGCAGACUCCGUCCAAGCAGUACACAGAGGUGCUGGAGAGCAUGGAGCAGAAGCUUGUGAACUUCAGCCUGCCGCCGGCGCCCCUGGACGAGCCGGAGACGGCGAUGAGGGUCAAAAAGUACGGAGAGAGCAUGAAACUGAGCGUCCUCGCGCAGCCAGUGGAUCCUGUGAUUCUGCGAGACCUGGGCCUUGACAACGAGGUUGCCAGUCUCGCAAACUCAGAGCAGCUGGACGCCUUGAAGGCCCCGGCUGCAGGCUCGGCAGAAAAGGGCGAGCUUUUCAAGCAGACUCUGGCGGAGAUCCACAAGGUGAUGCGACCAGAGGUUGCCUUGGCAGAUGAGAGCAAGCUGAUAGCUCGCUUCCCUGACUUGGCUUCUGGUGAGGGCGCAAAGGGCGAGAAGCAAUAAUGACAUUCCCCCGC